CCCACAAUAAACCAAGCUUUCAACUGAAGCAUCGAAGGGAGAAAGCAAAGCAAAGAAGAAAGAUGGAACAUGGCAUCCUCUUCUCCUCCUUCUUCCUUGCCCUCUUCCUCCUCUUCUCCGCCUCGUCGGCCUUCAACAUCACCAAGAUCUUAGAGAAGCAGUCGGACUUCUCCAACUUCAACAGCCUCCUCUCCGAGACAAAGCUAGCUAACGAGAUCAACAAACGUAAAACCAUCACCAUACUCGCCGUGGACAAUGGCGGCGUUGGAGGCCUCUCCGGACAAUCCUCUGACCUAACCAAGAAAAUCCUGAGCGUCCACGUUAUCUUGGAUUACUACGACUCGGACAAGCUUAAAAAGCUCUUCAAAUCAAACAAGUCUGUAACUCUCACCACAAUGUUCCAAUCGACCGGUCAGGCUCGCCACCAACAAGGUUUCAUCACCGUUUCGGUGAAAGACAACCAUAUCUCAUUUGCAUCCGCAUACAAGGGCAACAAUAAUGGCGGCAAUCACGUCAACCUCGUUAAGUCGGUUGUUUCCCAACCCUACAACAUUUCAGUUCUCCAAGUGGGGUCCAUCAUCGACGUGCCUGACAUCGAGAACACCGACUCUGCCCCCGCCCAAUCACCAAAGUCUGCCAAGGCUCCCAGCCCCUCGAAGUCUAAGAAAGGAGGUGAUGACGGGGCUCCCAGUCCGUCGGAAGACGAUGAGUCAUCAUCUGACAAGGCUCCAGCCCCAUCAAAGAAAAAACACGACAAAGACGACAAAGACGAAAAAUCCUCGCCACCAAAGCCAUCUGAUGAUGACUCGUCGUCAGAUAGUGCUCCAGCUCCUGCACCCUCGUCACCUGCUCCAUCUGCGGCCUCACGCACUCGUGGGAUCGUGGCUGUUGGUACCGCGGUUUUGAUCAUGGGGUUGGCUUCACUUUUGGCAGCUUAAAUUUAAGGGUUGUUAAGAGAUAAUUAAACAUCCAAAUCAAAUCCAAAUUUCAAAUAGACUGCCAAAAUCCAAAUAUUUACAAUUGUGACACAACACCUAGUUAUGUUAAUGAAUUUAAUUACCUACCAUAAUUCUGGCAAAUAAGUGCCUUAUUAUUACAAAAGUAUCCACUUUAUACUUCUCUUACGAUCA
Malus domestica (apple) is the source of this 1130-nucleotide messenger RNA. Its product is annotated as fasciclin-like arabinogalactan protein 14. Lineage: Eukaryota; Viridiplantae; Streptophyta; Magnoliopsida; Rosales; Rosaceae. The record is from RefSeq and is a predicted model, not a curated record. Gene Ontology annotation, cellular component: plasma membrane.